Molecule: messenger RNA, 858 nt
Organism: Lathyrus sativus (Indian pea)
Lineage: Eukaryota; Viridiplantae; Streptophyta; Magnoliopsida; Fabales; Fabaceae
Source: the annotation of a GenBank genome assembly
AUGUUCUCCCUUCUCUCCGAACCCUUCAUCCUCGCCGUCGCAGUAACCGCCCUCUGUUUCUUCCUCGCGCUCUUCUCUCUCAUCCGACCGUUUUCCUUUCGGUUUUCACUCACCAGAUUCACGCCGCCGUUCCACCACUGCAACUGCGCUUCCUCCGAUUCUCAAGAUUCUGUGCCGUACUUGAACGGAAGUGUUGCGGAAAUGAUGGAGAUCAGUCCUUCUCCUGCGCCGGUUGUGUUGACUGAUCGGAGAAGUGGUUGUUCUAUGAUGGAGGAGCUUGUUCCAGAGAUUACUACGCACGCUCUUAGUUAUUUGGAUUAUCCGAGUUUGUGUCGGCUUUCCAUGACUAAUUCUUUGAUGCGGAAGGCUGCUAAUGAUGAUAAUGCCUGGAAAGCCCUUUAUCACAAGGACUUCACAUUGGAACAAAGUAGCGUCACACCAAGAAAUGGGUGGAAGGCUUACUAUGCUGCUACAAGAGCAAUUGUGAUUGUUAAUACAGAAUUUUUCAAUAUUGUAAGAGACAAGUCCAUUCCGGCAAUGCGUCGUUUUUGGCUCAAUGCAGAUUAUGUGAAAUGCAUCCAUGCCUCAGGAGAACUUUUUUCAGGGUAUAAUGGAGUAAUGCGGGGCUGGCAACUCGUUUUCAACUGGGAGCAAGGAUUGAACUUUCAGGUUCGGGAUGUACGAGCUCGGGUCUUGGCUGACAUGGCUUGGGUUACCAUGAAAACAUAUGUUGACAUGGAUACAGGGCCGUUCAAUGUAACAAAUGUGUUUGAGUUCCAUAAUGGACGGUGGUAUAUGGUUCAUCAUCACAGUUCUGUGAUGAAUGGGGAUGUAGAGCAACAAAUUAUGCAUGGAUAA